CAGGGUUGGGUUUCUUGUGGAAGGUUUCUUGUGCACUGGCCUCCACUGUAGAUCCGCGGCUCCUCGCGGUCUGGGUUGCUGGGCGUGGUCUUACGGACCUUGGCCUCGCUCGGACGUGUGGUUCUUCUUCCCGGCGGGGGCCAUCGAGGAGCGUCCUGGGUCUCCUCCUCCUCCUCCUCCUCCUCCUGCCUCCUCCUCCUCCUCCUCCUCGCCUAAUUAUCCGUGGGACCGCGCCCCAGAGUGCGGGCCGCGAGGGCGCGGACCUGCUCGCCGCCCGCGCUGCCAGGGCCAGCGGCGCUCGGCCGCGCUGCCCUUCGUGGGCAACACGUGGGCGGUGAACGGCUUCCAGUAACGCCACGGACGUGGCGUGGAGCGCGCUGGCCGCGGGGGGCAGCAGGCUCGACGCGGUGGAGGCGGGCUGCUCCUUCUGCGAGCGGGAGCGGGGCGGCACGGGUCUGCGGUACGGGGGCUCCCCAGACGAGGCUGGGGAGACCACGCUGGACGCGAUGAUCAUGGACGGGGAGACCAUGGACGUAGGAUCCGUCAGCGAUCUGCGCUGGGUCAGGGACGCCAUCUCCGUUGCGCGCUUCGUGAUGAACUCCACCACGCACACCAUGCUGGCCGGCGAGUCCGCGACCGACUUCGCCGUCCAGAUGGGCUUCACCCGAGCGCCCCUGACGACGGAGGCGUCCGCGAGGAUGUUCGACGAGUGGCGUGCCAAGAACUGCCAGCCGAACUACUGGAAGGCCGGCGCCGUGGUGCCAGACCCCUCGGCCCAGUGCGGGCCCUACAGGCCGAGGGGCCCCGGCGAGGAGGCCCCGCCGGCGCGCGGCGGCGGCACCGACGAGCGGCUCCUGCCGCGCUCCGGGCCCGGCAACCACGACACGAUCGGCAUUCCUUUAUGUUGAUGCCGUUUUUUCUUCUUCUACGAUGGUCGCGUGGCCAGCGGCACCUCCACCAACGGCGCGAGCCACAAGGUCCACGGCCGAGUCGGCGACUCGCCGAUCGCAGGCGCUGGCUCGUACGCCCGCAAGGGAGACGGCGCCUGCGGGGCCACCGGGGACGGGGACCAGAUGAUGCGGCUGCUGCCGUGCUACCAGGCGGUGGAGUCGAUGGCCGCGGGCAAGACGCCGGCGGACGCGGCGUCGGACGCCAUCGCUCGCGUGGUCCGCUUCUACCCGAACUUCCAGGGGGGCAUCAUCGUCGUCAACGCGGAGGGGGAGCACGCGGGGGCGUGCAGGGGCUGGGGCACCUGGUCCUACACUUGGCGGUCGGGGUCGAUGCCCGCGCACGCGGUGAGCACCGUGGCCUGCCAGUGAGGCCCACGCGUGCCCAACUGCCCGCUCUACCCGCGGGCCCGCGCCCGCACCCCGCCGCGGGCGCGGGCUUGUGCUGGGCCUCCAAGGCUGGCAAGGCGGCAGGAGGCGGCAGGAGGAGGAGCUGCCGGAGAAGGUCGCCGAUGGGAGCAUCUCAUUCAAGACGAGCAUAUCUGGAGAGAGCACGUGAACGCGGCAUGCGCGUCCUGACGGGUGGGCUGCAGCGCGCGCGCAUUUCUCCCCCCCUCGCGUU
Messenger RNA from Prorocentrum cordatum, 1569 nucleotides. NCBI's taxonomy places the organism in Eukaryota, Dinophyceae, Prorocentrales, Prorocentraceae. The record is from the annotation of a GenBank genome assembly.